AUGGCUUCUACUGACAGUGAACAGGCAUUGGGCAAGGACAAGAGCAACAUCUAUGCUGUCCUUUCCAAGCUCAUAUUUACCAAUCAUGCCAAAUAUGGCACUGGAUACCAUUGGAAUCCAAAGAAAUUUUGUAAUUCAGUUGCAAACCACAUUGUGGGUCUCAAGGUUAGAUACAAAAAACUCAAGGCUAGAUUAGGUGCCACUGGACCUGGUGUACUACCUGGUGACAACAAUCCUCCAAUUGACCCGUGUCUUCUCCAACCUUUACCUCCUCUCUCCGAUAUCCCUUCACCCACUGGCCCUGAUGUCACUACUGGUCCCCCUCCACCCAAUAAUUAUAUUGGUCCUUCUGCUGCUCACCACGCCCCCCCUCCUCAUUUUGACCCUCCACAGGCCCACCUUCGCAGCCUCUCUCGCACCAAUGACUUGAUGCAAGAUGACAUGAUGGGCUAUAAUAGCCCCCUGAAAGUUACAGGGAAAAAGUGGCACAGUUUUGCAUCGCCCUCACCGUCUCCCCCUCCUAACCCACAGCCAUUCCACCUGCUCACAAAGGCACCUACCAACCCUUACCACAGUCAUGCUGCAUUUGGUCAGCUGCUCAUCCAGGGGCAUCACAAACUGCUGUCAAUGUCAUGCAACUUGUUGACUCCUUCAUCUACAACUCAUAACAUGACCCCAUCAUCUUCUUCAACCCCACAGACAUUAGUAUCAGCCCAACUGGAUAGUGGCAAGAAGAAGAAGAAAGCUAAGUUGGAUGUGCAGGAUCAGGUGGAGAAUUUGAUGGAGGAAUUCAAGAGCAUUCAGUCUGACGUCAUGUCCCUUUGGCACUCCAAGCAUUAG
Suillus subaureus is the source of this 840-nucleotide messenger RNA. RefSeq lists its product as uncharacterized. The transcript has 3 exons. Bases 1 to 840 code for a protein of 279 amino acids. NCBI's taxonomy places the organism in Eukaryota, Fungi, Basidiomycota, Agaricomycetes, Boletales, Suillaceae. The record is from RefSeq and is a predicted model, not a curated record.